Helianthus annuus (common sunflower) is the source of this 2170-nucleotide messenger RNA. RefSeq names its product acyltransferase-like protein At1g54570, chloroplastic. The transcript is spliced from 12 exons. Lineage: Eukaryota; Viridiplantae; Streptophyta; Magnoliopsida; Asterales; Asteraceae. The record is from RefSeq and is a predicted model, not a curated record. Bases 1 to 1932 code for a protein of 643 amino acids. Gene Ontology annotation, cellular component: membrane.
AUGAUAUUGAGCGCAAACAGUUUUUGUGUUCCAAUUGCAAGAUGUAGACAGAGGAGUUUAUCUGGUGGGGAUCCUAAAGUGUUUUUGACAGAAUCACGUAGACGCGUUGAGAUGAAUGGGAAGAAUAGAAUGGGGGGGAGGGAUUGUUCUGAAAACCUAGAAGCUUUGUGGGAUGAUGGGUUUGGGAGUCAGAGUGCUGAAGAUUACUAUAAGUUAGCUGAGGAGGGUUUUACUUUUAGUAAAGACGAUGCAGGACCACCGCGGUGGUUUUGCCCCGUUUCCUGUGGUAGACCGUUGAAGGAUUCCCCUCUUCUUUUAUAUUUGCCAGGAUUGGAUUGUCUUGGAUUGGGACUCCUGUUGCACGAGAAAGCACUUGGGAAAGUUUUCGAAGUUAGAUGCUUGCAUGUUCCUGUUCAAAAUAGAGCACCACUUGAAGAUUUGGUUCAAUUUGUCGAAGAAGCUGUGAGGCUUGAGCAUGCCUUAUCUCCAAGGAAGCCAAUUUAUCUGGUUGGAGAUUCCUUUGGUGGGUGUUUAGCUAUUUUAGUCGCUGCCCGUAAUCCUACACUUGACUUGGUAGUUAUACUAGUAAAUCCAGCAACCUCUUUCGAGAGGUCACGACUUCCAUCUUUGCUUUUUCUUCUUGAGGCUCUGCCGAAUGUACUCUAUGGUGCCUUGAGUUUAUUUUUCUUAUCUGCAAUACGGGAUUUAGGCAAUUUUUUACCAAAAGACACUCUGAUCUGGAGAUUGAAACUGCUUAAAUCAGCUGCUGCUUAUGCUAAUUCUCAUCUUCAGGCCGUUACAGCUGAAGUAUUGGUGUUGGCCAGUUCCAAGGAUCAGCUCCUCCCUAGUAAUGAUGAAGCACAAAGGCUAAAACAAUAUUUGCAGAACUGCGUAAUAUGCAUCUUAAAAGGCAACGAUCAUAAACUCCUGUUGAAAAGUGAUAGUAAUUUGUUAACAAUAAUUAAAGGUUGUUCAAAAUACCGCCGCACAUCAUAUCAUGGUAAUAUGAAGGAUUAUAUCCCUCCCAGUAUGUCAGAGUAUAGAACGGAAUACGAAGGACAUCGGUGGGUCCAUCUCGCUACGAGUCCCGUAAUGCUUUCAACUUUGGAGGACGGAAAGGUAGUGCGUGGAUUGGGCGGGAUUCCAAGUGAAGGCCCCGUAUUGUUUAUUGGUAAUCACAUGCUCUUGGGGGUUGAUCUUUUCAUACUUUUUCUGGCGCUUUUGAAAGAAAAACGCAGAAUGCUUCGUGGGUUAGGUCACCCACAAAUGCUUCAACUUGAUACCGAGUAUGGGAUAAUUGAUACUUCCAUUUUGUUGAGAGUAUUUGGUAUGUUGCCCGUCUCUGGAAUCAAUCUUUUCAGAUUGUUGUCAUCUAAUUCAUACGUGCUGCUAUAUCCUGGUGGCGCACGUGAGGCUCUCCACCGCAAGGGUGAAGUUCACAAGUUAUUUUGGCCUGAACAACAAGAAUUUGUAAGGAUGGCAGCAAAAUGUGGAGCUACCAUUGUACCUUUCGGGUCCGUUGGGGAAGAUGAUGUGUCUGAAAUGCUCCUGGAUUAUAACGAUCAGAUGAACAUUCCUGGACUCAACAACCAUCUACAGGAGCUUAAUGAAAAAUCACUUCUUUUGAGGCAAGAUGUUGAAGGGGAGGUUGCUAACCAACAACUUCAUUUGCCUUUGGUUAUGCCCAAAAUACCUGGUCGGUUUUACUAUCUAUUCGGAAAACCAAUAAAAACUAAGGGAUUGGAGAAGAUUUUGAACGACAAAGAUAUGUCGCAAGCAUUGUACGCCCAAGUAAAGCGCGUGGUUGAGACGAAUAUUGCGUAUCUAAUUAAGAGGCGAGACGAGGAUCCUUAUCGAAGUUUUGUAAAAAGGGUUGUGUUUCAGGCCAAAACUAGCACUCCCUGGGACAAAGUUCCCACGUUUGAUCCUUAGAAGAAAGCAUCUACGCGUAAAUGUUUAUGUGAUGAGUGGCUCGAUUUGUAAAUUUUUCGUAAGGGAUUUUCUAUUGGCACACCGGCCUAUCUAUCCGCACACUUUGCCAAUUCAAUACGCAUCAUAUAGGCCUAUACAAUGCAUAUUGAAUAAAGUAAAAGACAUUGCAGACUGGCUGGUGCAGGUGUUGCCUGGCGACUAGCCUAAUACGCAUCGUAUAGGCCUAUACGAUGCCUAU